UUGUUCAGACUCGUCAAAUUCCAUGAAGUUGCCAUUGAUUUCGAGCUAUGCAACAUCUACGCUGGUCGCUUAAACAUUCCGGAUCUUUUAGAGUUCGAAGAAUGUUUCCUGAGAGCGGCUUUUGACUAUGCAAGACCCAUGAAACAAUCCAAAAUGGGAGAUGUAAUAGAGCGAAGCUUGACUGAGCGAAUUUUCGGAGUCUAUGCUACUUAUGUACUGUAUUAUGCACAACCCAGUGAUUAUGUCUCAAAGAUUCUUGCAACUCCACGCGAUCUUAUCGAACUGAAACAGUUUGUUACUGAUGUGCUGCUUCCUGGACGUCAUUUAGACACCAUUGGUUGUAUAUAUAAGCUCCUAGCAGACGAUGCAUUUAGUGUUGGCGCCUUCACAAAAUGUUAUGAUCCUGUGUGUCACCGCGGUUAUACCCUACCAUUUUCAUCAGAUGAUGUGGUUGAUGACGAUGAGAGACAUACGCCCUUGGAGGCUGCUAACUAUGUUAUGGACCAUCCGGUUUUGAAGACUAUGGUUCAUGUGCAAAAGGAAAUGCAGCUCAAACAAAAUCAGAUUUCCACCCGUCCUGUUGUAGCCGAAGUUGAAGACAAUUUCUUGGAUCGGAUAAAUAAGUACUUCCACUACGCUGAAAACUCAAGAGCCCUUUUCCAGCUUUCUUUUUUCAGGUUAUAUACAACACUGAAGCGUGAAAUCAAUAAAGUUGGAGUAGUAUGCGAUCCCGAAGAACCUGACCCGAAUGCAUCAGCUGAUGAAAAUGGCGUUAACGAAACAAGUACAAACGAGGAGCCAACGGAAGGUCCAAGUCGAUCGUCGAUAAAAGACAAGGCUUACGCUUCGACUAUACAGUACGCAAGGAAUCGACGGUAUGCGGAUCCGAAAAUGUUUGAAAACUUCCCUGAUGCUGCAAAUGAUGGCGAAGGAGCCGUGGAAGGACAGACAGCAUCGAGUGAUCAACCGACUACAGACGUGGCGUCACCUCCGAAGAAGAAGAAGAAGCCCAAACCGAAGCCGCAAACAACUGAACCUCCUUCCGCAGGUGAUGGUGCUGGUGACGUUUUUGCUCCCAACCCUGCGACGCAAGAAGAGGAUGUCCCAUCAUCCAAACGUCGCCAAAAAAUGAAAGCUCCAAAACGUAGUAAAGUUGCACCAAAAGCUCAACUAGAAGCUGAACCAAAAAAGGAGACGAAGCCCAAAGUCGUCGAGCAAAUUGCUCAAGAAACAGUCAGAUAG
Messenger RNA from Cooperia oncophora, 1242 nucleotides. NCBI's taxonomy places the organism in Eukaryota, Metazoa, Nematoda, Chromadorea, Rhabditida, Trichostrongylidae. The record is from the annotation of a GenBank genome assembly.